Arabidopsis thaliana (thale cress) is the source of this 893-nucleotide messenger RNA. RefSeq names its product cTAGE family protein. Bases 1 to 483 code for a protein of 160 amino acids. The transcript has 7 exons. NCBI's taxonomy places the organism in Eukaryota, Viridiplantae, Streptophyta, Magnoliopsida, Brassicales, Brassicaceae. The record is from RefSeq and is marked reviewed.
AUGUAUUUGGGCCUGAUCCGUAUCAAUCCACUGAUAUCUUUGAACUCAGUAUCGGGUAACGUAAUCGACACGCAGAAGCAGGUUCUCUCUCUGAUCCGCGAUUUCACUCUGAAAGAUCUCGUGGAGAUUUCGGGUUUUGAACGAUUCUACUAUUCAAUCCCUGGAGACACAGGUGAGUUGUCUUUGAACGAUUUUACUAUUCAAUCUCUGGAGGCAAGGAUUAGUCUUCUUCAGGAUGAAGUUUCUACUAAUGGCAUUGAAGAUGAUGCUCUUAAGAGAUCAGUUUAUAAGCUAAAUGGAAGAAUUGAUCAAGGAGAAAAGUUCCAUAAAACUAUAGAUUUGAGUGUGGGCAGUGAUGAGACUACUGGCAUAACUGCAAAUAACAAAGCUUUUGUGGAUGGUUCUGGAGCUGAUUCAGAAGCUAUCAAGGGAAUGCUAUCUGAUUCACUCAGCCUAUUAAGGUACACUGUUUCUCGCUGGUGAAAUUGUAGCGAUGCUUAGAUUCACGACGAACAAACGAACCUCUCCGCCUUUUGGACUUGAAAGUGCCAAAAGCGUCCUACUCAAAGAAGAUGGCCACAAGGUCGUCGGGUUCCAUGGCAAAGCGGGUGCAGACAUAAUUCACCAAGUUGGAGUCCAUGUCAAGCCCAUUUUCAAGUGAAGUUUUUAAUAUUUUCUCAAAGUCUCAGUCUAAUAAAAAUGAGCUAAAAAAAAGCUCUGUUCUAGAAAUUGUUAUUUACGUGUGUAAAUGGUAAAUAAGGUCUUUCACGCACUUUGCCUAUGUGUUACUUGUGUGUUGUUGGUGUUCGUGUUUCAAUGUCUCUUUAUGGUGUACUGGAGUUUGUAACAGUACUGUUUAAGGUGUACAUAUAAAAUUUUGGUUACGUUGUGUU